AUGGACCGGCGCAGCCGGGCGUCCAUCAAGAGCGUCCGCACCAGCGUGCGCUCGAGCACUGCCAGCCAUGUUCACGAGAUGCUGGACAUGGACGCGUUCAAACAUGAGAGCCGGCGCCGGGUCACGUCGCUGUACUCGGAGGAGGCUGGCCGGCGGAACUCCGUGGGUGGCACGUCACUGCUGGCCAUUGAGGCGGAGCUGUCCAAGCUGCAGAUGUUCAGCGGCUGCAGCCAACAGCUACUGGAGGAGCUGAGUGCGGUGUCCAGCAGCCGCAUGUGCCCCGAGGGCUCCGUGGUUCUGGCGAAGGGAGACCAAAGCGAUUCCAUGCUCAUCGUGCUGCGGGGCACGGUGGAUGUUUGCGUGGGAGACGAGCGUGUGGCGCAGCUUCGGAUGGGCGACCGCCUGGGGGAGACGCUGUUCCUGGCCGUGGAGGACUACUGGCCCGUGCAGCUUGUGGCGAUGGACCUGUGUAUGGUGUGCGAGGUAAGUCGCGAGGAGUUGCUGAUUUUGCUGCGGAAUCACGCGGCGGACAAGGAUUUGCUAGCUCCAUACUUGUCCCAGCCUCCACAUGUACACCUCCUGACCGCCGAGCGCAUGCUCCAGAGCCCGCUCUUCGCCAAGCUCUCGGAGCCUGUGUGGGAGUACUUCCGGGACAGCAUGUUCCGGCGCAUCUUCUUCCCAGGGGAGAUCAUCCUGCAGGAGGGGUCUCCCUGUGACUUGGUGCUGCUGGCGCGGGGGGCGGUGUCCGUGGACAUCGCGGGGCGGUCCGUGCGCCUGGAGCGGCGCGGAGAGUCCCUGCAGGGCCUUGCCCACCGCGACGCGGAGGUGGAGGUGAGCCAAGAGGACGCGCUGCACCCGGCGGUGUUGGGGGAGAUGGAGUUCCUGGGCCUCAGCGAACGUGUGAGCUCGGUGAAGGCGGACGCCGAGUGCCACUGCUGGUUUCUGCAUCACACCUCGCUCUCCCGGGUGGGCGACGACGACGACAGCCUGCUGCGGGAGGCGGCAUCGCUCCGCACAGACCCCGGCCGGGUGUCGAGUGCCAGGAUGCGGGUCCUGAGCAUUUUUGACGAAGCAGGCUGCAGCCCGGAAUUCCUGCAGUACUUGGAACGUAAAUUUGAGCCGCGGCUUUUCUUGCAAGGCAAGACCAUCUGCGAUUUCGAGACUCCCACCGGGACGCGAGUGAUGCACAUAGUGGUCAACGGCCAUGCUUCCUCGGUCAAUGAGUAUGAGCGAAUCCGGGUGCUAUCUGCGAACACCGUCUUUGGAAUGCUGAGUGCGCUGGGUGUGCCCGCUCGGCCUGAGCGAGUCAAGAAGGUCUUUGCAGCCACAUGCUGUACCUGCCAUUUGCUGCAUCAAACCGUGGUGGUCCGUGCGCUGGAACUUUUUCCGGAUCACAGGAUGAAGGUGCUGAUGCUUGCCAACGGUGGCCAAGAGACAGACAUGUCGGAUCUCAUCGGGCGAAUCCAGAGUUCUCCCUUCUUCGCAAACACGAAUCCGGACUUCGUCGCCGAGCUGGCGAGCUCGGCGGUGGAUCGGAUAUUCAUGCCGGGGGACCUGGUGGUGAACGAAGGCGACGUCGGCAACUCCAUGUUCAUUCUGCUGAAUGGCUCGGCGGACGUCUACGUGAGUGACAAGAGCGACAAGGAGAGAGGCCCCGAAGCCAAGGAGGCGAAGAAGGUGAAGCAGAUGAUCCGCGUGGGGCACCUGGCGGCCGGCGCCAUCGCCGGGGAGCUGGCGAUGCUGGGCAUCUCCCAGACCAGGUCCGCCAGUAUCCAGGCGGCCACGCUCUGCGUCUUCUGGGAGGUGACCCAGGAACGGGCCAUGGCGAUCCUGGAUCACUUCCCUGAGGAGCGGCAGCUCUUCAGCGCCGUGAUCGUGCAGAACUUGGACCUCACGGUGCCCGGACGGCUGCUGAACCUGCCGCUCUUCAAGUCCUUCGACCGGAAGUUCCGGAAUUUGCUCUCCCUCUACUGCGAGCGCCACGCCUUCUUCCCGGAGCACUGCGCCACCCGGGAGAACGAGACCGGGGACAAGCUCUGGAUCAUGAACAACGGCCCCGUGAUGCUGCAAAAGAAGGGCUUCAAGGUGAAGAUCUUCUCCCCCGGCAUGCACUUUGGCUGCGACAACAUGUUGGGCCUUGCGAGGCACUACUGCGGCACGCUUGUGGCCAUGACGGUUUGCCACAUGCUCUCGCUGUCGCGGGCAUCCUAUCUGCACAGCCUGGAGCAGUACCCCUCCAAGAGCGCGCACCAGAAGUUGCUGAAGGUCCAGAAGCGCGAGACCACGGAGCUCCGGGAGAUGUUGGAGCGGGUGGCGGUGCGCAAGGGCGUGUGGCAGCGCUAUCAGAGCGAGCUGGCGGGCGGCGUCUCCAACUUGCCCGACAGCGAGCUGGUCCGGCGCCUGGUGAAGGCGUGGCACGACCGAGUGCGCCUGGCUCGGGACAAGCGCCUGAAGGAUGCGAGACAGCAUGAAGAGAUGCUGAGCAAGCUGGCGGGCUGGAAGCAGAAGACGGAGGAAAGCAGAAAGCGGAUCGAGCCGAAGGUGAAGCUGAAGGAACUGAUCAAGCUCAACCUCACCGAGAGGGGUCCACUGAAGUAUCUGCAGGAGCCGCCGAUCCGGGAAGACCUGCAGAUGUUCCAGACGUUGCAGGAGGAAGAGCCGCAAGCUUGGCCUUGCUCAGCCAACCAGCACGAGGGUCUGAAGGAGUGGCUGCAGCCGCGGGCGUCGGCCUACUACCGACUGCAUGUUUGGGACGUGUUGCGGCAGGAGCUCCACUUGGAUGAGGCCGGGCUGCCCAGCAGCGUGCUACCCAUUUUGGACAGCAAGGCCCGCGAGCAAAAAGGAAGAUCGCGGACCAGCACUGAGGAUGAAGGAACGACAUCAGGUCGAUCCAGGCCGAAUCCUUCCAAGUUCCGGACGGGGGUGAAGGCAGUGAUGCUGAGCCGCCUGCUAAGCCAAAGGUGCUUCGCCCGGGCGCAAGAUGCGCCGGGUUUGCGGUUGGUGCCAAAGGCGUACCAGGACUGGGAAGGUGCGGGCGCUGUGGCGCAAGAGUUCAAGGAGGACCAGCGGCCAGUCAGCCAGGACAAAGAGACCGAGAUCCCAGAGCCCUUCUCAUUUCAGGGCUUUCUGUCCGCCAACGCCGAGAAGCUGGCGGCGGGCGAGUCUGUGCAGCUCAUGGGUUUUGACCAUCCCGACAAGGAGUUCGAGGUCCUUGUGAUCGGCGGGAGAUCUGAGCAAAGUGGGCAGAAGGCCGACCGCAUGGAGACCUGGUUCUAUCAGCUCAAGGGCACCGCGCACAUCGCGGUGCCCGGCGGCACUCUGGCGCUCAACGAGGGCUGCUGCUGCAUAGUGACACCAGGAACCAGCUUCGAUGUGGCCCGUGCGGCAGGCCCCAGCGCGCUGCGGGUGUGGGAAAGCUACAGCCCAUGGAUCUUUUAUUGGCCGUACUUCUUCGUGUUCCAGUUCUGCUUGGAUAUUUGUGGCGUGCUGUGGGAAACGCUCCUGCAUGCCGGAUGCGAAGACAUCCCAGACAACCUGGCGAGCGACGCCGCGCGUCCCUUUGCAUGCGGAGUGGAGCGGGCGCUGUGGCUUUCCUUCUUCAGCCUGGUGAUCAUCAUUGAAGGCUACGCCCUCUUCAUCCUUCACUGUUAUUGCGAGGAUGUGGUGGUAUCCGUGCCGACGAAGGCUUUUGAGGACCUCUACACCAAAUCUGAGACGCGCAUCUUGGCCAAGCACCUCAACCCCUACAACCACCUCUAUGGCGCGCUGCCAGGUCACAAUGAGAUCGCUGGGGAGGCCGUCAUGGCG
This is a messenger RNA of Effrenium voratum, 3807 nucleotides long. NCBI's taxonomy places the organism in Eukaryota, Dinophyceae, Suessiales, Symbiodiniaceae. The record is from the annotation of a GenBank genome assembly.